AUGGCCGCCAAGGGCAGUUUUCCUUUUGGCAUCACCGGCGUCACUCUGAGUCCAGCAAGUACAGUCAAGAUCAUAGCUGGCUCUACAGGAACACUUGUGUGUAAGACAUCGGGUGGAUUGCCAUCAGCUACAGUGUCCUGGUUCAGAAGGACAUCUACUGGAGAUGUUAACAUAACAUCCAUGUCUGAGAGUAUAUCAUCCAAGGAGACUGGACUGUCUGUUGUGACCAGUACCCUGACCCUGAGACCUCCUAAGGACAACAACUCAAUGUGGACUGUGCCUGACUCCACAACUCAGACAGGUCCCAGUUUGAGUAUAACAGACAUACAGCCUUCACGCAGUGGCCAGUACCGACUGCUGGUCUGGAAUACAAUGACUCCCACAGUGGGAACAUCUCGCAAUGGAACUGGCAAUGCAACAUUCACCAUUGUUGUGCAAUAUUCCCCAAUGGCACCAACAUUUAAAGUAUCUUCUACGGUUGUUACGGGAUUAGUAAAGAUUAUAGAAGGACAGGAUCAGACAUUCCGCUGUGAGUCUCAGAGUAAUCCGCCCGCUAGCUAUACCUGGACAUAUCCGAGAGGAACAGUGACAGGCCAAAAUCUGACGCUAAGCAACCCAUUAGGUCCCAGUGAUAAUGGAACCUUCUCAUGUAAAGCAGAGAACACACUGACACCUACUGGAGAGUCUUCACAGCAACCCCAGUCAAGUAGCUCCAUCUUAACAGUUGAAAUACUCUAUGGGCCCAGAGCUUUGGCCCUGACACCUUUAGAUGCUCUUCAAGGCACCAGACUUGAACAGAAGUGUCUAUUCAACCCAGGCAAUCCUGAACAAACAUACUUUAGAUGGACUCGUUCUACCAAUACCAACACAUGGAAGGUGCAGACUGAUCAGACCCUGGUGAUUAAUAAUGUUACUCGUAGUGAUGAUGGGAACUAUACCUGUCAGGUGUACAACAUGCUGAAUCCUACUGUGGGAACUAGUGAGAACCGUACAGAUGAGAAGUGGUUUCUACUGAAUGUGUUGUGUAAGUAG
This is a messenger RNA of Dreissena polymorpha, 1032 nucleotides long. Its product is annotated as carcinoembryonic antigen-related cell adhesion molecule 5-like. Gene Ontology annotation, cellular component: cell-cell junction. The transcript is spliced from 5 exons. Gene Ontology annotation, biological process: cell-cell adhesion. The coding region runs from base 1 to 1032 and encodes 343 amino acids. Gene Ontology annotation, molecular function: cell adhesion molecule binding. Lineage: Eukaryota; Metazoa; Mollusca; Bivalvia; Myida; Dreissenidae. The record is from RefSeq and is a predicted model, not a curated record.